AUGACGUUUUUGGUCAAAAACUGCCGAAAGCUCAGUGCAGGGUACGCCUUCCUGCUCGACAAAGCUCUGCUCAUCUGUAAGCGCCGGGGGGACUCCUACGACCUCAAGGACUUUGUGAACCUGCACAGCUUCCAGGUGCGGGACGACUCCUCCGGAGAGCGGGACCACAAGAAGUGGAGCCACAUGUUUCUCCUGAUUGAGGACCAAGGUGCCCAGGGGUACGAGCUGUUCUUCAAGACGCGGGAACUGAAAAAGAAGUGGAUGGAGCAGUUUGAGAUGGCCAUCUCCAACAUCUACCCCGAGAAUGCCACCGCCAACGGGCACGACUUCCAGAUGUUCUCCUUCGAGGAGACCACUUCCUGCAAGGCCUGUCAGAUGUUGCUGAGGGGCACCUUCUACCAGGGCUACCGCUGUCAUCGGUGCCGGGCACCUGCACACAAGGAGUGUCUGGGGAGGGUCCCUCCGUGUGGCCGACAUGGGCAAGAUUUUCCAGGAACUAUGAAGAAGGACAAACCACACCGCAGAGCUCAGGACAAAAAGAAGAAUGAGCUGGGUCUACCCAAGAUGGAGGUGUUUCAGGAAUACUACGGGCUUCCUCCACCCCCAGGAGCCAUUGGGCCAUUUCUAAGGCUCAAUCCCGGAGACAUUGUGGAGCUCACCAAGGCUGAAGCUGAGCAGAACUGGUGGGAGGGCAGGAAUACAUCUACCAAUGAAGUUGGCUGGUUUCCCUGCAACAGGGUGAAGCCGUACGUUCGUGGCCCUCCUCAGGACCUGUCUGUUCAUCUCUGGUACGCCGGCCCCAUGGAGCGUGCAGGGGCAGAGAGCAUCCUCACCAACCGCUCGGACGGGACCUUCUUGGUGCGGCAGAGAGUGAAGGAUGCGGCGGAAUUUGCCAUCAGCAUUAAGUAUAACGUCGAGGUCAAGCACAUUAAAAUAAUGACGGCAGAGGGAUUGUACCGGAUCACAGAGAGAAAGGCCUUCCGGGGGCUCACGGAACUGGUGGAGUUUUACCAGCAGAACUCCCUAAAGGACUGUUUCAAGUCUCUGGACACCACCUUGCAGUUCCCUUACAAGGAGCCCGAGAGGAGAGCCAUCAGCAAGCCACCAGCAGGAAGCACCAAAUAUUUCGGCACAGCCAAAGCCCGCUAUGAUUACUGCGCCCGGGACCGGUCAGAACUGUCCCUCAAGGAAGGUGACAUCAUCAAGAUUCUCAACAAGAAGGGACAGCAAGGCUGGUGGCGGGGAGAGAUCUACGGCCGG
Molecule: messenger RNA, 1260 nt
Organism: Carlito syrichta (Philippine tarsier)
Lineage: Eukaryota; Metazoa; Chordata; Mammalia; Primates; Tarsiidae
Product: proto-oncogene vav
Exons: 14
Biological process (GO): cell migration; regulation of GTPase activity
Cellular component (GO): cytoplasm
Molecular function (GO): guanyl-nucleotide exchange factor activity; protein binding
Source: RefSeq, a predicted model, not a curated record